AUGUCCAGCUCAAAACGUGAUAGUGAGCCCGCGGUGCCCCGGCCUAGUUCUAGCGUACUUCUGAUAUCCCCAAAGAAUGAAAUCCUUCUUCUUCAUCGCGUGAAGACCUCUACGUCGUUUGCCUCUGCGCAUGUCUUUCCAGGUGGCAACCUAUCCAGCCAAGACGGGGAAUGCCCACCACCCGAAGACCUAGCACGGCAUGAAGAUUCCCCUAGUUACCGACGUGCAGCGAUAAGGGAACUCUUCGAAGAGAGUGGAAUCCUUCUAGCUAAAGACCGGAACUCCGGGAAGAUGCUUGCCGUCGACGAGCCUAUCCGAGAGGCAGGCAGACGGCUCAUUCAUCAGAACAAGACCACCUUUGAUGAAUGGCUGAAGCAGCAAAGUGCUGAUGCGGAGCCCGAUAUAGGCCAAUUAAUUCCCUUUACUCGCUGGGUUACGCCAACAAAUGCCCCCAAGCGAUACACCACUCAGAUGUAUCUGUAUUUCUUGCCUUUGCCCAUCAACGUGGAUAAGAAGCUUCUCGACCAACUCCCAUCAGAGGGAGAGCACGAGGAGCACCAGAUUCCCACGAGCGAUGGGGGAAUCGAGGUUACGGAGGCACAGUUUCUUCCAGCCUCAGAGUGGGUUAGUCGUGCCCAAAAGGCAGAAAUUAUUCUAUUCCCACCACAGUUCCUUCUUUUGCAUUUGGUGUCGGGAUUCCUGGACAGGGAGCCUCGUGCAGAUGCUUCCGUGGAAGAGAUGGAGAAGCGUCGUCAAGCGCUUGUUAAGUUUGUUCAUUCGGGUUCUCCCCCAUGGACAGAAAAAUGCAUAUCUCCAAAAAUGCUUCUUAUGACCAGCGAUGGGCGAUCUGUGUUAGGACUGAAUGAUCCCGGACCUGAGCUGAAAGGGUCUUCCAAGCGAGAAAAACCCUCCACCUCCAACCUCACCGUCGCCCGUCAAAACCUCAACACCAAACCCGCCAAAAUGGAGAACGACAAGGGAGAGAUCGUCGAUCUCUACGUGCCCCGCAAGUGCAGCGCCACCAACCGCAUCAUCAAGGCCAACGACCACGCCUCCGUCCAGCUCUCCGUCGGCAAGGUUGACGAGAACGGCCGCUACACCGGCGAGAACCAGACCUACGCUCUUUGCGGCUUCAUCCGUGCCCGCGGCGAGAGCGAUGACUCCUUCAACCGCCUCACCCAGCGUGAUGGAUACCUCAAGAACGUCUGGGCCGCCUCCAGCCAGCGCUAA
Messenger RNA from Penicillium verrucosum, 1230 nucleotides. RefSeq lists its product as uncharacterized. Gene Ontology annotation, molecular function: structural constituent of ribosome; hydrolase activity, acting on acid anhydrides, in phosphorus-containing anhydrides. Gene Ontology annotation, cellular component: ribosome; mitochondrion. Gene Ontology annotation, biological process: translation. The record is from RefSeq and is a predicted model, not a curated record. NCBI's taxonomy places the organism in Eukaryota, Fungi, Ascomycota, Eurotiomycetes, Eurotiales, Aspergillaceae. The transcript has 5 exons. The coding region runs from base 1 to 1230 and encodes 409 amino acids.